Messenger RNA from Phragmites australis (common reed), 583 nucleotides. RefSeq lists its product as uncharacterized. NCBI's taxonomy places the organism in Eukaryota, Viridiplantae, Streptophyta, Magnoliopsida, Poales, Poaceae. The transcript is spliced from 2 exons. The coding region runs from base 4 to 387 and encodes 127 amino acids. The record is from RefSeq and is a predicted model, not a curated record.
GAAAUGACUAUGGAUGACAUGGUUUCUUCCCUCCAUGUUGAACAGAAAGCACGUGCAAAGGAUGUUCCAUUGGUUAAUGAAGAUGAUAACUCUAGAGUGAAUCUCAUUGAUACUCAUCAGAGAAGGAACAAGAAGAACCCAAAAGAAUACAGCAGUUGCUUUAAGCCAAGAGGAAAGAUCGACAAAGGCAAUAGCAAAAGAAAUAGCAAAGGUAUAAAUAGUUUCUUUGAGUGCGGCAAGCCUGGCCACUUUACUGGGAAUUGUUGUUACAAGAAAAUAAAUGAGAAGGUCCAAAAAGACAAACCUGAAGAUCAGAUCGAUGUCAAAGUCAAUAUGGUGAUUGAUGAAGCUGAGGUUGUAAGGAACAACAAGGAGGUCAUUCUGUGACUGGUCUUGAGAGCAAGUCCCAGGUGCUGGGUAGUGGUAGAGUGGAUCUGAAGCUUUCUUCAAGAAAUAUUCUGACUCUACAUAAUGUGCUCUACGUACCAGCAACAAAAGCAAAUCUAAUUAGUGAAAGUUUGUUAAUAAAGUCAAGCCAUAAGUUUGUCUUUGAAAGUAAUAAAGUUGUAAUAACUCUUAGAGG